UCGCCCGGCCGCCUGCAUGACGUUCUGCUGCAUAUUUGGGAUCCAUUUACUCGCGCUGUUCGGUGAGAAGAUCGGCAGAAGAUGGAGCUACAUUCUAUUCUCGAUACCAUUGUUCCUAAAUUGGGUAUUAGUGUAUUACGCAACGGGUUUCGUCACUUUGUUGACCUCGAAAAUACUGGGUGGUAUAUCUGUCGGAGGUAUAGGGAUACUGAAUUUAGUUGCUGCUGCAGAAUUCACUUCUCCAAAUUCAAGAGCCUUUUUUCUGAGUAUGGUCUCAAUGGUCGCUCCAGCUGUAGGUACAGGUUUGGGGCAUACUCUUGGAGUGAUAGUUCACUGGCGGACGUUAGCUUUAUCUGGAAUUUUGCUGUCGAUUGCGAGCCUUAUUCUACCGUUAAUGUGCGUGGAGUCCCCUCAAUGGCUGGCCUCGAAAGGUAGAUUCGAGGACUGUGAAAAGGCUUUCCGUCAACUCCACGGUAGUAAGCCGAGCUCUGAAGAGGAAUUGAGGCUGCUGAUCUCAAUGGAGCGUUCCAAACAGAAAUCAUCUAAGAACAUGAUCAAGAAAGUGUUAGUUGCGUUCAAGAAGAAAUACUUUUGGGGUUUGAUCGUCACGAACUUUUUUAUCUACACGUACUAUUCGGCGGCUGGGAAGGCGAUCUUCAGUAAUCUAGCUACCGUUAUGCUGGAAGAAAUGACUGGGACAUCUGAUGUUUUACUUUACACCUUGUUAGUUGAUGGUUUCAUCUUAAUCGGCACAUGUGCGUCAUGCGUUUUGAUCAGAAAGAUGUCUGUGCGCAUGCUUUUAUUCUCUUCUGGAUUCAUUGCUAACGGGGUUUUGAUAACCUUGAGCGCGUGUCUGUAUUUUAAGAACACCGAGCAAUACUUCCAGUGGAUCAAUGUUACUCUUUUUGCUUUAUACUUCAUUAUCGUACACGCUGGUCCAUAUCCAGUUAUGGAGAUAUUACUGGGAGAGCUGUUUCCUUUAGACAUCAAGCUGUUCUGUUUCUUCUUAACAACCCCGACUUUUGCUGCUACAGUUUGCGCUAGUAUUAUAGUCAUGCCCAUAUUGGUCGGCCUAAUAGGCUAUCAUGGUUUGUUUCUACUGAACUCUGUGUUGGUCUUUGUAUGUCUAAUUUAUUUCUGGAUCCGAUUGCCGGAAACGAAAGGUAAGACGCUGCAAGAAAUAGAAGUGUACUUUAAGACUAAUGACUUCGAUGUCGAUAAGGCUACGUGUGAUGACCAAAUUAAAUCCUUUAUAUGA
This is a messenger RNA of Pararge aegeria (speckled wood butterfly), 1258 nucleotides long. RefSeq names its product facilitated trehalose transporter Tret1-like. The coding region runs from base 17 to 1258 and encodes 413 amino acids. NCBI's taxonomy places the organism in Eukaryota, Metazoa, Arthropoda, Insecta, Lepidoptera, Nymphalidae. Gene Ontology annotation, biological process: transmembrane transport. The transcript has 2 exons. Gene Ontology annotation, cellular component: membrane. Gene Ontology annotation, molecular function: transmembrane transporter activity. The record is from RefSeq and is a predicted model, not a curated record.